AUGGCUACAAAAUCACCAUCUCUUAUUAGUUCUCCAAUCGACGCAGAAAGUCUAACUCUUGGAGAGCCCAUGGACCUGAUGACAGCUCUUCAACGUGUGAUGAAGAAAUCAUUGGCCUAUGAUGGGCUUGUUCGUGGGCUCCAUAAAGCUGCCAAGGCAAUUGAAAAGCAUGCUGCACAACUUUGUAUUCUGGCUGAGGACUGCAACCAGCCUGACUAUGUCAAGUUGGUCAAAGCACUUUGUGCUAAUCACAAUGUGCAUUUAGUAACAGUACCAAGUGCAAAAACUCUUGGCGACUGGGCUGGGCUAUGCAUGAUCGACUCAGAGGGAAAGAAGAGAAAAGUUGUGGGUUGUUCAUGUGUCAUUGUCAAAGAUUAUAGUGAAGAAUCAGAGGGCCUACAUAUAGUUCAGGAAUAUGUGAAAUCCCACUGA
Messenger RNA from Elaeis guineensis (African oil palm), 432 nucleotides. RefSeq names its product small ribosomal subunit protein eS12-like. Lineage: Eukaryota; Viridiplantae; Streptophyta; Magnoliopsida; Arecales; Arecaceae. The record is from RefSeq and is a predicted model, not a curated record. Gene Ontology annotation, molecular function: structural constituent of ribosome. Gene Ontology annotation, biological process: translation. Gene Ontology annotation, cellular component: ribosome.